Chara braunii is the source of this 1973-nucleotide messenger RNA. NCBI's taxonomy places the organism in Eukaryota, Viridiplantae, Streptophyta, Charophyceae, Charales, Characeae. The record is from the annotation of a GenBank genome assembly.
GCCAUCACAAUCAGCAUCAUGUCAUUUAGUGAGAAUAUAUGUGGUUGGGGGCAGCUAUUUUGAGGGGUUGAUGGGAGGGUCACCGUACAGUGGUCGUGAGGAAGUGUGUUUAGGGAAAAGGCGCCGUGUUCACAUUUCGCCGAACACAGGCGACAUCGGUGAACCGGGGAACAUCUAUCGUUCGCCUUUUCCGAGUUUGUUGGGGUCUUCUCCGCUCGCUGUGCAGGCGGUUCGUAAUCCGUCCGUGCAUGACAGUGUGCUUAGUGCUCCAUUGUUGUCGUCCCCUCUCCUCCCUAGACGGCUGGACUACGGGGCGACUGUCCCUGUGGCUCCAGUUUGGACACAUGCGGUGGGCCCGACAUGUCUAGCUGGUGGCGCUGCCAUCAUGCCAUUCUGGGACGAUGUGGCGAUGCAGACCGUGUGCAGACUUCGCAGCUACGACUCGUCGGUACGUUGGCCAAUUCAGAAAGCUAUACGGGCCGAGUUGGGCGGCACCAUAGUUGCUGCAAUCUCGGCGACAUUGCCGUCACGAAAAAGUGGACCGGAUUUUCGGUUGGGAUAUGUGUCGACACAGGACGGCUCGCAAAGCUCGUUCCCGCGGUCAAGGCAUGGUUCGCAACGUAGUGAGACAGGGCGUGGUCGGCCCCACAGUGCAGAUCGCUCCACUGCGGCGCCUGCACACCCACAGACGUGGUCAGAUUGUUGGGACGGUGUGUCGCAGUUUGGUCCCGUCCCCGACCGUGACUCUGUUGAGGAGGCGAUGGGAUUGUGGGUUGGACCGAAAGUACCUGAUGUUGUGCUCCUCGAACCGGUGAAGAUGCUUCAAUUGUUAGGAUUGUUUCAUUUGUAUUGCUUGUGGCAUGGUGACGUAUGUUGUGUGCACGUGGAAUCCAUAUCAUAUCCUGCCCAGUUGUGUCAACUGAUUCUUGUUUGCGAUCGCCGAUGUAAAUGGAUGUGGCACUCAACACUUGUGACAACAAAUGUGUACUUCUCUCGAUUGCAACAACAACUGUAUUAUGCGACAGUUACUACGGGAUUGACGUACACACUCCUGGACAACUUUUUGUGUGCGUUAGGGAUGUGCUCGGUGCACAAGCCCACGUUCUACAAGUUCAUGCGCAUAGAGGUUGAUAUGGCGAAGGGGUGGAAUUCAAAGGUUUGCAGGCAAGGACUGCAAUAUUGCCAGUUGGCAAUAGAUACCGUAAUGCGUCGUGGGGAGUCAAUCACUCUAAUGGUUGAUGGUUGGUACGACUCGGCCAGAUUUGCGCAAUAUUGCAUUGUCACCCCCAUCGAGUACGAGACUCGCCUUGUCGUGGGUGUACACACGCUCCGUCCCAAAGCGGAGGGCAAGGCGUCAAAUGCACUCGAGGUGCCGGCCGUCGUGCGACUUUUGCGAGGUCUGCUCAAAAGGGGGUUGAAGAUUAGGUGCGUCGUCUCAGAUGGUUGUGCGGCAUUGGGGCCGCAAUUGCGAGCUAUGAAUAUUGAGUGUCAGAAAGAUUAUCACCACAAAAUAAAGAAUAUUCGCAAGCACUUCAGGUUUAUGUUGAAGCUAAAGGUUGCAAAAAAAAUGAGUAACCGUCAUCGGUGCGUGUCGGAGUCACGGUUCAUGAACUUUACGAAGGAGUUAAUGGAGGCUUUGAAUGCCCGAUUCGAACCCGGUACUUCGACAUUGAAGGAAGAGUGGUUAAAGAAAUUGGAAUUCGUCGCGGUUGUGAUGCAGAACAUGUACCCAUACGGUUCGAUGACGAACGACCAACAGUUGAUUGUUGAUCCAGACGGUGUGACGGAGUUCCAUGUGCACGAGGUUGGGAUGUGGUUCCUCCGCGCUUGUGAGCUUUGCAGGAACGAGGGUGGAGACGCUGACAGUUGCACCACGACAUCAUGAUGAUCGUCGAUCAUUGGGCUGGCGAUUAUUCAAGGUGCAUCGGCGAAAGGCAGCUUCUGCACGAGAAGGCAGGUGGCCCGGGACGAUU